AUGGCCAUGGAUAGAAGAAGCAGCAGCAGCACAAUUGCUACGGUCCUUGUUUUAUGUUCGGCUCUGGCUUCUUGCAAUGCAGCUGGCGGCCUUCCACGGCCCGCCCCUCCUGCCGUCUUUAAUGUGGUCAGCUUUGGUGCAAAGCCCGGCAAUACAGAUAGUGCCCAGCAGGCUUUCAUGAGGGCAUGGAAUGCUGCCUGUAAAUUCGUUGGACCAAGGGCAAGUUUGUUUGUACCUCCAGGGAUUUUCACGCUCGGAGAGGUCACAUUUGAGGGGCCGUGCAGCAGCCAAAGUCCCAUCGUUUUCCAGGUUGCCGGAACCGUACAAGCCGUGUCUGAUGUUUCUGCAUACUCCGGUCAAGGCUGGAUUUCUUUCGACACGAUAAACGGCUUGGUAAUUACUGGCGGAGGUACCAUUGACGGCCGGGGCCAGAAUGUAUGGCAAUACAAUGACUGCAAAAAUAAUGGUGAUUGUGUGCAUUUACCAGCCUCUUUCCACUUUAAUGGUGUGAAGAAUGCAAAAAUCAAGGGUAUCAGCUUGGUAAACGCCAUGGGAUUUCACAUGCACGUUACUAACAGCUACCUAUUUAGAGCACAUAGCCUCACCAUUACUGCACCUCCAGAUAGUCCCAACACCGAUGGCAUGCACGUAAGCAAAUCUAACACUGUGAAGAUAGCCAGAAGUGUAAUCAGAACAGGCGACGAUUGUGUCUCUAUUGGACCGGGAGCCACUAAUGUCACCAUUAACAAAGUCACCUGCGGCCCUGGACAUGGCAUCAGCAUAGGUAGCCUGGGCAAAUAUCCCAAUGAAUUGGAUGUGAGAGGGCUGAUUGUGAAAAAUUGCACACUGCAAGGCACUACAAAUGGCGUCAGAAUUAAAACAUACGCAGGAUCAGGUCCAAGUGUUGCUGCAGGGAUGCGUUUCAGCGAUAUUGUCAUGGAAAAUGUGUUGAACCCCAUCAUCAUAGACCAAAACUAUGGCGGAUCCUCCACCCAGCCAUCUCAAGUAAGAAUCACCGAUGUUGUCUAUGAAAACAUAAGGGGAACCACAAGCACAGAAACUGCUAUCAGUCUAACGUGCAGCCCAUCGGUUCCUUGCCAAAAUGUGUAUUUUACCAACAUCAAUCUCAGGAACACGAGGACCGCUAGACUUUCCUCCAUUUGUGCUAAUGCGCGAGUUAUCUCUAGCGGUGUACAAACCCCUGCUCCUUGUGUAUUAUAG
Coffea eugenioides is the source of this 1221-nucleotide messenger RNA. RefSeq names its product exopolygalacturonase-like. Lineage: Eukaryota; Viridiplantae; Streptophyta; Magnoliopsida; Gentianales; Rubiaceae. Gene Ontology annotation, biological process: carbohydrate metabolic process. Gene Ontology annotation, molecular function: polygalacturonase activity. The coding region runs from base 1 to 1221 and encodes 406 amino acids. The record is from RefSeq and is a predicted model, not a curated record. The transcript is spliced from 5 exons.